GAGAGUCCCGGAUGUUGGCUGCGCCGCGGACAGAGAGAGGCGAACUCGGGAGAAGGCGGAGAGAAGCUGUGAAGGGACGCCACGGCACCGCAGGCACACACCGGCGAACCUUAUCCGGAACAACAAGCGCCGAGCGCUCGGGGAACAAACUCCUCGGUGGCCGCGGACAGACACUGAAGCGGAAGGCUAAAGACGGCGAGAGCAGUUAGUGUAAAACUACCGCGAGGAUUACGCAGACCACCGCCAACAACAACGACAGCAGCGGCGGCGGCGGCUCUUCCCCAGAACUUGUCCUGGACAAGACAGCAUGCUGAUGUCCUGAUCCGAGGGAGUCCGCCCAGACUUCAGCUAAUCACCAUUUGAUCCCCAUCAGUCCGUCAAGCUCCAACAGACGCCAUCCGUUUUACCCCCCGGGCAGCCCCCACGCCCCUGCCGCCCACGGCCUGCCGUCACCAUGACGUCGGAGCUGGAGAGUAGCCUGACCUCCAUGGAUUGGCUCCCUCAGCUUACCAUGCAGGCGGCCAUCCGCAAGGCCGACGGCCAAAAUGCCCACGGGCCUGGCAUGGGCAAGAAGAGUGCCCUCCUGGACCCCAACACCACGCUGGACCAGGAGGAGGUGCAGCAGCACAAGGACGGCAAGCCGCCCUACAGCUACGCCAGCCUCAUCACGUUCGCCAUCAACAGCUCGCCAAAGAAGAAGAUGACGCUGAGCGAGAUCUACCAGUGGAUCUGCGAUAACUUUCCCUACUACAGAGAGGCAGGAAGUGGAUGGAAGAACUCAAUACGGCACAAUCUGUCAUUGAACAAGUGUUUUCUCAAAGUGCCUCGCUCCAAAGAUGACCCAGGAAAGGGCUCUUACUGGGCCAUUGACACCAACCCAAAGGAGGACGCCCUGCCCACUCGGCCAAAGAAGAGGCCACGGUCUGGAGAGCGGGCUUCUACGCCGUACAGCCUGGAGUCGGAGUCUUUGGGAAUGGAGUGUAUGAUCUCUGGAAGUGCCUCUCCAACGCUGGCAAUCAACACUGUGACUAACAAGGUGGCGCUCUACAACACAGACCAGGAAGGGAGCGACAGUCCGAGAAGCAGCCUUAACAACAGCCUGUCGGAUCAGAGUCUGGCCUCCGUCAAUCUCAACAGUGUGGGCAGCGUGCACAGCUACACUCCGGUGACCAGUCACCCCGAACCCGUGUCCCAGUCUAUGAGCCUCCAGCAGCCGCAAUCCCAGUACAACAUGCCAGACCGGGACAAACAGCUCAUGUUCUCUGAAUUUGAAGAUCUCAGUGCCUCCUUCCGCAGCCUUUACAAGUCUGUCUUUGAGCAGUCCUUCAGCCAACAAGGUCUGAUGGGAAUCCCGUCAGAUUCCUCGCAGCAGCAGCAGCAGCAGACCCACACGUCCUGCUCCUAUCAGCACUCCCCGAGCGGCGCCAUCAGCACCCAGAACAACCUGUCCAACCACCAGUCCAACAACCACUCCAACAACAGCGGCCAGGUGCCCCUGUCCCACCCGGCCCAAGCCCACCCCGGACACGGCUCCCCGCACGCGCAGCACCUCCCGCACAACCAGCACCCGCAGCACAACCAGCAUCCGCAGCACCAGCAGCACGCGGCGCAGCACCCUCAGCACGGCCAGCACCCGCCGCAACACCCGUCCCACGGCCAGCACCCACAGCAGCACACGCCGCACCCCUCUCAGCACGCUCAGCACGGCCAGCACCCUCCUCAGCAUCAGAGCCUCUCCCACCAGCCACAUCCCACCCAGCAGCAGAUGGCCUGCAAUCCGGGUUUACUUUCUGACUGGUACCCCAACCUGGAUGCACUGAAAGAAAGCUGUCGCAUUGCAAGCAGCUACAACUGGGCUGACGUCGACCUUUCACCUUUCCAAGGACUGAGGGAAAGCAUGAGGCAGGCGGAGUUGAACAACUGGUCCUUGGAGCCCACCCAGAUCGCAGACCUCUGCUCGUCCAUCAACCAGUUCUUUGCCCGCACCGGCGUCAUCCAGCCACAGGGGGCGGUGCCGCCCGCCGUCUGCCACGGCCCCAUGCACCCAAACAAACCCAGCCAGCACCUCGGGACAGGAAAUCUCUACAUGGACUCCAGACAGAGCAUGUCCAUGAUGGGCCCUCCAGGGUACCCUCACAUGCCCCCCAUGAGCAGCGCAGGGCCCACCAUGACCGGCCACCACCCUCAGAUGAACCAGCAGCACAUGAUGCCCAGCAGGAACUUCCAGAUGCAUCGCAUGCCCGCUGACGACAUCCAGGAUGAUUUUGACUGGGACUCCAUUGUUUAGCCUCUUUUUUUGCCGGCACUCACGUGGAGGGGAGGAGCCAGAGGAGGAGGAAGCCCCAGGCUGUAGAGGCUGCGGGAGGGGAAGGAGGAUGAGGAUGAAGAUGCCCCCCUGCCUCAAAGGUGGGGCGUGGGCGGACAUUACGUGAGGUGAGGCCGUGACUUUUCCAGCAGCAGAACUGUGAGACAAUCAAGUGUGGUGGGACACAAUCAUGAGGACCACACCUAAACCAGCCUCAUCAUCCUCAUCCUCGUCCUUAAAGCAGCCCCCUUCAAAAAAAAGAGAAAA
This is a messenger RNA of Entelurus aequoreus (snake pipefish), 2572 nucleotides long. It is a transcript of the gene foxj3, whose product is annotated as forkhead box J3. Gene Ontology annotation, cellular component: nucleus. Gene Ontology annotation, molecular function: DNA-binding transcription factor activity, RNA polymerase II-specific; RNA polymerase II cis-regulatory region sequence-specific DNA binding. Bases 455 to 2287 code for a protein of 610 amino acids. Lineage: Eukaryota; Metazoa; Chordata; Actinopteri; Syngnathiformes; Syngnathidae. The transcript is spliced from 12 exons. The record is from RefSeq and is a predicted model, not a curated record. Gene Ontology annotation, biological process: regulation of transcription by RNA polymerase II.